UUUGGAAAAAAAUGUCAAGAGACAAAAAUGUUCAGGACACAUUUCUCUAUCUGCUCUGAUAAUUUGAGAAAAAUCUGUGACAGUUCAUUGAGCAACUUCGUUCGUCUCUAUCGUGCACUGCCUCUUAAGUAGACUGCCGAUUACUCGCAUAUGUUUACAGAAAGCACAAAAUUUAAUAAUUUGAUAAGCUGUUCUUUCUUGCUUGUUUUAUAGAAACAUACGCAUGUCUUCAAAUUCGUACGAACACGUUUGAUACUCCUUUCUGAUUCAACUAUUUAAAUUCCAUUUGUUUUUUUGCAGAAAAAAAGACAUUUUCUCUCUCUGUCUUUACUUCUCUUUGAGAUUUGUUUUUCAAAUUUCGUUUUCAAUUCUUAUUUCUUCCGUUUGCUUCUGUGUACACUAAGCAGUUGAAAGAAAGAGACACUAAUAGCAAAAGCGCAGUAGGAAAGUGAACAGGCUCACUGUUUCCAGCCCCUUCAAGAGAUAGAGUCUGUCGACAUAAGAAGUUGUAUAUGGCGGAACUGUAAUCUGUUUUCUCUCGUUUUUUUAUUCAAUGAUCCUGUUCGAUUUUCACUUUUAAACAAGUACAAGUAAGAAUAAUUUGUUUCAAUCGAUGACAUGUCAAGACAUUUUACCUGUUCUUUGGUUUCAUUCAAUUUUAGAAUAUGAUGACGAUAAUCAAAUAUAAAACAAAUCUACACUGCUCCGAAGCGCUUUUGUUUUGUAUUAUAUCAUACAUCUUUACAUGGGAAGAGUGUGUUAUGAAUGUCGAAUAGGAGAAAUCGACGUAGUAUGUUGAAUAAUAUAUUUCAAAACUUUUCCUGUAUAGUAAUGAAUUUUUAGCACAAAUUGAACGAAUUGGUAAUCUCAUUGAAGUACAACCAAACGUAUUAUAUUCAAUGACGGAAGCGAAAUUGGUGGGUGAAGCGGCUAAUUGGUUUACAGCAAAUCGAGCAACAUUGACAGAAUGGAAAGACUUAAAAGCCCAGAUGUUGACACGUUUCAAACCAGUUACUUCUUCAUCACAGCUGUUCGAAAAACUAACCAAAAGGCGACAAGGACCAGAUGAAUCAAUCAUUACUUAUUAUUUCUUUUUUUCUGUUAUCAAACUAUGUCGUGAAUAUGACCCUUCAAUGUCAGACAAAAAUUCAUUUUUGGAAAAGGGUAUGAAAGACGAAUUGAUAAUACAAGUGAAGCGACAAAUUUCACGAUCUGCGUUUCGUGGACAAGCUCAACGACCACAUUUAUUUCCAUCAAGAGUAGGAAUGCAACGGUAA
Didymodactylos carnosus is the source of this 1277-nucleotide messenger RNA. The record is from the annotation of a GenBank genome assembly. Lineage: Eukaryota; Metazoa; Rotifera; Eurotatoria; Philodinida; Philodinidae.